AUGUCCUAUCUCCUCAAAGUUGCCUUCAACUCCUUCCCUCUCCUCGCUCUUCCUCUACUGUAUUGGGCCUGGGUCCGGCAUCGGCGCGAGCCCAAGCAAACCAACCUUGUCUUCCAUGUGCACGAAAACUUUAGUGGCCAUGAUACUUCCGCCACCACGGUGGCCGGAACAAAUGGGCCGACCUCAAACAUCCUGAAGUUUGGAACAAUCGCAGCCGUGGAUGACCCUGUAACGGAAGGCCCGGAUCCAAAAUCGAGAGAGAUCGGGCGGGCCCAAGGUUUGUACAUCAACACUCAGCUGGAUGGAAAGGGGCUCCACCUAGCAUUCUCAGUGAUCUUCACUGGUGGAGAAUUCAAAGGGAGUACCCUGGAGAUCCAGGGGCCGACUUGUUCACUAUGA
Messenger RNA from Thlaspi arvense, 399 nucleotides. The record is from the annotation of a GenBank genome assembly. Lineage: Eukaryota; Viridiplantae; Streptophyta; Magnoliopsida; Brassicales; Brassicaceae.